AUUAGUGUACUCUACGUACCUACUGUACUGCACACUGUGCCCUGAAUGGAAGGAAGGUGGCUCAUGCCAGAUGCAUGGUGUUUGUGCGUCUCUUUCUUGUGCCAACGCAGGGCUUGCUCGAGUGUGCCUUUGUGUAUAUAAAGCUCACAUUUGAUCGCCAUAAACAUCCGCCCGUCUCGCUUUCUCUCCUGUGUCAUCUUUUACCACCCAUGGAGGCGCCUCUCAAGUUUCUUAGCUUCGCUGCCAUCGUAGCCUUUCUGGUGGCAACAACGGCACCAAGCGUCGUGGAUGGUGCGACGUGCACCUUCGAGUCCACAUUGCCCGACCUUGCCGACUGCCGCCCCUACGUAUCGACUGGGAGCACCCAGACCGAUCCCACCGCCGCCUGCUGCUCCGAGCUCCGCAAUGUCGGCCACUCCUGCCUCUGCGAUCUUCUCAGAGACACCAAGGUUCCCUCGGACAUUGAUAUCAACAGGGCCGUUGCACUGCCUGGCAAAUGCAGCCUUCCCGGCGCCGAUUCCUGCAGCUAAGCAUGGACGCUGACGACACGAGGUAAACUUCUCUGUGGUCAUACCUGGGUUACCUCACGCAUUUCUUGCAGGGUGCCAUGCGUCCCUUUUGUUUCAGAAAAUAAGUCACAGUAGUUUUGCGUUCUCACAAUAAUUGUCUGGUGACCGUUGACACCGUAUGUUUUUUUCCUUUAACUGAGGCGCUGAUUAUCAAGUUUUU
Molecule: messenger RNA, 729 nt
Organism: Selaginella moellendorffii
Lineage: Eukaryota; Viridiplantae; Streptophyta; Lycopodiopsida; Selaginellales; Selaginellaceae
Product: protein LIM2
Exons: 1
Coding region: 75-530 (151 amino acids)
Biological process (GO): systemic acquired resistance
Molecular function (GO): fatty acid binding
Source: RefSeq, a predicted model, not a curated record